Pteronotus mesoamericanus is the source of this 3096-nucleotide messenger RNA. RefSeq names its product toll like receptor 9 (gene TLR9). The record is from RefSeq and is a predicted model, not a curated record. Bases 1 to 3096 code for a protein of 1031 amino acids. NCBI's taxonomy places the organism in Eukaryota, Metazoa, Chordata, Mammalia, Chiroptera, Mormoopidae. Gene Ontology annotation, cellular component: plasma membrane. Gene Ontology annotation, biological process: defense response to virus; toll-like receptor signaling pathway; positive regulation of interleukin-6 production. The transcript has 2 exons. Gene Ontology annotation, molecular function: pattern recognition receptor activity; protein binding.
AUGGAGGGUCCCUGCCCUGGCGGCCGGCUGUUGCUGUUUCUCCUGGUUCAGGCCGGGGCCCUGGCCCCGGCCCCGGCCCCGGGCUCCUUGCCCGCCUUCCUGCCUUGUGACCUCGAGGCCCCCAGCAAAGUCAACUGUGAGUGGCUGUACCUGAAGUCUGUGCCUCACUUCUUGCCCUCCGACCCCCGAGGCAACAUCACCGACCUUUCCUUGCGCUGCAACCGCAUCCGCCACCUCUACCGCUCUGACUUCGCCCACCUGUCCAGCCUGAGAAGCCUCGACCUCAAGUGGAACUGCCCGCCGAGCAGCCUCAGCAUCAUGCAGUGGGCCUGCCACAUGACCAUCGAGCCUGGCACCUUCCUGGCCGUGCCGACCCUGGAGGAUCUGAACCUGAGCUACAACAACAUCACGACCGUGCCCGCCCUGCCCCACUCCCUUAGGAAACUGUCCCUGAGCCACACCAACAUCCUGGUGCUCGACCCCAGCCGCUUCAGGACCCUGCGAGCCCUGACGCACCUGUACAUGGAUGGUAACUGCUACUACAGGAACCCCUGCGGCCGGGCCGUGCAAGUGCCCCCGGGCGCUCUCCUCAGCCUGGGCAGCCUCACCCACCUGUCGCUCAAGUACGACAACCUCACAGAGGUGCCCCGCCGCCUGCCCCGCGGCCUGCGGUACCUGCUGCUCUCCUACAACCGCAUCACCACCCUGGGGCCCGAGGACCUGGCCAACCUCACCGCCCUGCGUGUGCUCGACGUGGGAGGAAACUGCCGCCGGUGCGACCACGCCCUCAACCCCUGUGUGGAGUGCCCCAGGAGCUCCCUCAAGCUGCACCCCGACACGUUCCGCCACCUGCGACACCUGGAGGGCCUGGUGCUGAGUGACAGUUCUCUCCGCACCCUGGACAGCAACUGGUUCAGAGGCCUGAACAACCUCUCCACGCUGGACGUGAGCGAGAACUUCCUGUCUGAGUGCAUCACCACCACCACGGUCUUCCGGCACCUGACGACGCUGCGCAAACUCAACCUGUCCUUCAAUUACCACAAGCAGAUAUCCUACGCUCACCUGCCGCUGGCGGACUCCUUCCGGAAACUGACCUCCUUGCAGCAGCUGGACAUGACGGGCAUCUUCUUCCGCUCGCUCGACAAUCACACACUGGGGCCGCUGGUCCACCUGCCCGCCCUGCAGAACCUGACUUUGCAGAUGAAUUUCAUCAGCAAGGCCAACCUCAGCCUCUUCCAGGAGUUCACACACCUGCGCCAAGUGGACCUGUCUGACAACCGCAUCAGCGGGACGGACGGCUUGGUGGCCUCCGCGGUGGAGGCGGGUGCCAGGGAGGAGGCCUGGCCGCCACGCAGGCACCUCGCCCCAGGCCCCCAGGAUGCCCCCAGCUCUGAGACCUUCAUGCCAAGCUGCAAGGGCCUCACGUUCACCUUGGAUCUGUCCCGGAACAACCUGGUGACGAUUCAGCCAGAGAUGUUUGCUGGACUCUCACAUCUCCAGUGCCUGCGUCUGAGUCACAACAGCAUCUCACAGGCGGUCAACGGCUCCCAGUUCGUGCCGCUGACCAGCCUGCGGGUGCUGGACCUGUCCUACAACAAGCUGGACUUGUACCACGGGAGCUCGUUCACCGAGCUGCCCCAGCUGGAGGCCCUGGACCUCAGCUACAACAGCGAGGCCUUCCGCAUGCAGGGCAUGGGCCACAACUUCAGCUUCCUGGCCCAGCUGCCCAACCUGCGCUACUUCAGCCUGGCACAGAACGCCAUCCACAGCCGCGUGUCCCCGAAGCUCUGCAGCACCUCGCUGCGGGCCCUGGACUUCAGCGGCAACUCCCUGCACCUCAUGUGGAGAGAGGGAGACCUCUACCUCCACUUCUUCCGAGACCUGACACAGCUGCUGCACCUGGACCUGUCCCAGAAUCACCUGCACGCCCUCCUGCCGCACAACCUGGGCAGCCUCCCCAAGACCCUGCAGCUGCUGUGUCUUCGUGACAACUACUUGGCCUUCCUCAACUGGAGCAGCCUGACCCUCCUGCCCAACCUGGAAGUGCUGGACCUGGCCGGGAACCAGCUGAAGGGCCUGACCAACGGCAGCCUCCCCGCUCACACCAAGCUCCGGAAGCUGGACGUCAGCCGCAACAGCAUCGGCUUUGUGGACGCCGGCUUCUUUGCCGUGGCGAUGGGACUGCGCGAGAUCAACCUGAGCACCAACGCCCUCAAGACCGUGGAUCCCUCGUGGUUUGGCGCCCGGGUGGCCACCCUGAAAGUCCUGGACGUGAGGAACAACCCCCUGCACUGUGCCUGUGGGGCGACCUUCAUGGACUUCCUGCUGGAGGUGCAGGCGGCCGUGCCCGGGCUGUCCAGCCACGUCACGUGUGGCAGCCCGGGCCAGCUGCGGGGCCAAAGCAUCUUUAAACAGGACCUGCGCCUGUGCCUGGAUGAGGCCCUCUCCUGGGGCUGCUUCAGCCUCUUGAUGCCGGCGGUGGCCCUGUCCUUGGCCAUCCCCCUGCUGAAGCACCUGUGCGGCUGGGACCUCUGGUACUGCUUCCACCUGGGCCUGGCCCGUCUGCCCCGGCAGGGGCGUCAGCGGGGCGCGGCCGCCCUGGCCUACGACGCCUUCGUGGUCUUCAACAAGUCGCACAGUGCCGUGGCCGACUGGGUGUACAACGAGCUGCGGGUGCAGCUGGAGGAGCACCGCGGGCGCCAGGCACUGCGCCUCUGCCUGGAGGAGCGGGACUGGCUCCCGGGCAAGACGCUCUUCGAGAACCUGUGGGCCUCGGUCCACAGCAGCCGCAAGACGCUGUUCGUGCUGGACCGCACCGACCGGGUCAGCGGCCUCCUGCGUGCCAGCUUCCUGCUCGCCCAGCAGCGCCUGCUGGAGGACCGGAAGGACGUGGUGGUGCUGGUGAUUCUGAGCCCCGGCGCCCACCGCUCCCGCUACGUGCGCCUGCGGCAGCGCCUCUGCCGCCAGAGCGUUCUCCUCUGGCCCCGCCAGCCCAGCGGCCAGGGCAGCUUCUGGGCCCAGCUGGGCAUGGCCCUGACCAGGGACAACCGCCACUUCUACAACCAAAACUUCUGCCGGGGGCCCACGACGGCCUAG